AUGUGCAACGCGACAACGCAUGAAUCCUUGUGGCCCAUGUCACAUAACGAGACCCCUCACAGUAAGCAGAAGGGAGUAUUAACACGAGCAAGGGCAAAGCGAGAACAAGAGGGGGAGGUUUGGGAGCCGCGACCCAAGAUGGGUAUGCUGGAGCAAGAGGGGGAGGAGGUGGGGGGUAGGCAAGCCCCCGUGGAGCAACAAAGAGGACGUGAGGCUGACGACUAG
Molecule: messenger RNA, 225 nt
Organism: Arctia plantaginis
Lineage: Eukaryota; Metazoa; Arthropoda; Insecta; Lepidoptera; Erebidae
Source: the annotation of a GenBank genome assembly